Molecule: messenger RNA, 3118 nt
Organism: Apus apus (common swift)
Lineage: Eukaryota; Metazoa; Chordata; Aves; Apodiformes; Apodidae
Gene: NECAP1
Product: NECAP endocytosis associated 1
Exons: 8
Coding region: 96-920 (274 amino acids)
Biological process (GO): endocytosis
Cellular component (GO): membrane; clathrin vesicle coat
Source: RefSeq, a predicted model, not a curated record
GGCCUGCCCUCACCAAAGAUGGCGCUCGGGAGCUUCCAGCGGGGUUAGGCGCCCGCCCCUCGCGCCUCGCCGGCGGGUCGGGAUUCGCGACCGAGAUGGCGGCGGCGGAGCUGGAGUACGAGUCCGUCCUCUGCGUGAAGCCUGAUGUCAGCGUCUACCGCAUCCCGCCGCGCGCCUCCAACCGCGGGUACAGGGCAUCUGACUGGAAACUGGACCAUCCAGACUGGACAGGGCGGCUUCGUGUCACCUCCAAAGGCAAAACUGCAUACAUAAAACUGGAGGAUAAGGUUUCAGGAGAACUCUUUGCCCAGGCUCCGAUAGAUCAAUACCCUGGCAUUGCAGUAGAGACUGUGGCAGAUUCUAGCCGCUACUUUGUCAUUCGAAUUCAGGAUGGGACUGGACGAAGUGCUUUUAUAGGCAUUGGCUUCACGGAUCGUGGUGAUGCCUUUGACUUCAACGUCUCUUUGCAGGAUCACUUCAAGUGGGUGAAGCAGGAGACUGAGAUCUCCAAGGAGUCGCAGGAAGCUGACACACGUCCCAAAUUAGACUUAGGGUUUAAAGAAGGGCAGACCAUCAAACUGAGCAUUGGGAAUAUGACAACAAAGAAAGGAGGAGCAGCCAAGCCCCGUGCAUCUGGAUCAGGGGGCCUAAGCCUGCUGCCACCCCCACCAGGAGGCAAAAUUGCAGCUCCUCCUAUACCUCCCCCUUCUUCCACUGCCAUUGCCAACCACGUCACACCACCACCUGUGCUGAAAUCCAGUAAUGUGAGCAAUGCAGACAUUCUGUUAGACUUAGAUGCUCCUGCUUCUGCGUCCAAGGCACCACCACCAGCUACCACAGACCUCUGGGGAGACUUCAGCACUGCAUCCAGUGCUAUUCCCAAUCAGGCUCCUCAGCAGUCCAACUGGGUCCAGUUCUGAAUGGUCAAAGCAGUGGAAUGGGACAAACUGAUGACCAAGAGGCUCUAGAGGCAUCAAAUGGGAUCAGAGGGGGCAUGAAACUCUCUCAACUUCAAUCAAAAACAAAUCCGGACAAUCCUUCCUUUUUAAACCAGAUCUUCACUUCAGUCAAAACUUACUAUUUUUGAUUCAGUGAAACCAUUGAACCUAAAGAGAACAUACUGACUCCUGACACAAGGUGGGCAAGGAGGAGAGAGAGGUAUUCUCAUCUCUUCCACCCACUUGGCCGUUACAUGGUACAUUCUAGCUCUCUUUCCCCAUCUUUCUAUACAGGGGAAGCAAGAAUCCUGAAGAAGGUGGGUACAGGAGGAGGCUGGGUAGGUGCCUCUGAAUCUCUUGUCCUUUAAAUUUUCUCUGGUUAGACUGUUGCUUCUUGUGGCUGUUUUCAAUCGUGACUCAAGUCUGCAGCUUGGUCUGCAGUGUUGAGGGCAGCUGCAUUUGGCUACAGCUUGUAAAUGGAAGCUGUAAGGAGACAGGUCUUGCCUCAGCACAAAACCCUCUUUGAUUAUGUCUGUGGUGAGGAGUUAACCUCCCCAUGCACGCACUACUCUUCCUCUCUUUGGUGCAAUUCCUGAUAGUGCUGGGUGUUCCUGUACUCCUAUGGAAGGUAUCAUGCAAGUCCAUGAGCAGACCUGCUGCCAUUGUGCUGUAGCUCUAGGUGGGCACCCCAUCAUGAGGCUCCUUUUGUUUGGCUUGCAGGUUCACUGGAGGAAUUUAAUUUUCACUCCUUUCUCCCUCCCACCCCAUGCAAAGGCCCCAUUGGCACUGAGCUGUUUUAACUGGAAAUAGCUUUAAAAAUAUAUAUAUAUUUGGUAGCUACUUGCACUAGAUGACAACUAGGUGAUCACACCACUCAGCAUUUUGUGUUCCUGCAUCGUUAUCCUGAGCCCUGGCCUUGUGUUGUAACUUGGCACUGUGUUACAAGUAUUGCAUACCCCUGCCACAGAAGGAACUAUGGGGGUGGUAGAUUCUUCUUGGGUGAAGAGACAACCUCCUUCCCCUCUUCAUCUAGCACUUAAUUGGGCAAGAACUGUAUGGUAGGCCCAGUCUUGAGAACUAUGGCAGCAAAAUUCUCCCACUUGUGGUCCUUCUUGUGGCUUCUGAGGCUAACUUUCUAGGACUGUGAGCUGCUUAUUGUAACUAGGAUUUUUUUUUUUUUUUUUUAAUUUUUAAAUCCAAACCACCUCUAUUUCCUGUGUGGUUUAGGGGGUUAGAAAGAGGUAGAAGGCCCUCACUCUCUGCUGUUCUCUUUGGGAGAGUUUCCUAAAGCCCUUUGAUCUAGGCACUACUCUAUUUUCCGCAGCUAUGAAUGCAAUCUGGGGUUUAAGUCUGCUGAUUACUCUGGGCAGAGCCCAGGGGCAGACUGGAAACCUCACACCACUAGCUACGCUCUGUGCUAGCUUUAUCAGUCAGAGUGCCAGCUGGAAAGGUGGUCUCAGUGACUCUUUUACAGCUGUACCCAGUUACUAGAACACUAGGCUUUUGGUACUUCACUGGAAGGUUGCUUCCUGUUUUGAACAUUAAACCAGCAGCAAUGCUUUUGUGACUGGAAUAUGCUCUGCUAGCACACCUAGUGUAAGUUUUCCCUUUGGGCAAAGACUUCCUGGUGAGGCUUUUAGAAGAGUAGUUAGCUGUAUGCACCUUGUACUCACAAAGGUCUUUUUUAGUCUUCUUGCUGCACUGAGGGAAUUCUGAAGACAGUUUCACUUAGACCAUCCCUCUGCAAAGCAAAAAUAUUGAAAAUAGCUCUAAAGCUGCAGCAGUUCCACUUGUGGAAGUGGGGACCAGACUGCUGUUUUUAAGUAGUCAUUUAAUCCUGUUCCCCUGGCUCUCUUGGUGUUCCCCUGCCAUCCCUCCCAUGCCUUCAUAGUCACUUCUGCACUCUCAUUGUAUUUAAACUCCCUGCCAUCUCUGAACUUGUGGGUGGCUAUAAUUUGCUAGCAAAUUCAUGGACUUUUUUUCCUUUUUUUUUUUGCUCAAGUUGUUGUGAGGUCCUGUCAUUUCAACUAUGUAUCAGUUCCCCAAACCAAGAAAGUUCAUGGCACCAAUUAACUAACUAGGAGCCUCUUCUGUAUUGUCUUAGUAUUCUGGAGAUACUAUAUUAUGUAUUUGAAAGGCUGAAAAAACAAAAAUUAAAGAUCUAUGUAUAUAAACCAUAA